Messenger RNA from Castor canadensis (American beaver), 12866 nucleotides. Lineage: Eukaryota; Metazoa; Chordata; Mammalia; Rodentia; Castoridae. The record is from RefSeq and is a predicted model, not a curated record.
UUUGCAGCGGCCGCGGGCGCCCAGGGAAGCGGUGGCGGCGGUGAGACAAGCAGGCCGCGGGCGACCGGCGCCUGGGAGGCGGCCGCGGCGGAGGCAGCGGGCCGAGGCCGCGUCCAUGGGCCCGCGGCGGCCGGGCGGAGGCGGCCGUGCGGGCGGGCGCGGAGCGGCGCGCUCUCUGUGAGGCCGAAGCGAGCAGGCGGCGCGCGGCGAGCCGGCGGAGAGGCCGGGCCGGGCCUGCGGCGGCCGGCUGGAGAUGCGGCGGCGGCCGCGCUGAGCCCCGAGCCCCGGGAGCGCGCCGGGCCGGGCCGCGCCGCCGCCGCCGCGCCGACGAUGUCGGCGACUAAGGAGAAUCCGUGCAGGAAAUUCCAGGCCAACAUCUUCAACAAGAGUAAGUGUCAGAACUGCUUCAAGCCCCGUGAGUCGCAUCUGCUCAACGACGAAGACCUGACGCAGGCAAAACCCAUUUAUGGUGGCUGGCUUCUCCUGGCUCCAGAUGGGACUGACUUUGACAACCCCGUGCACCGGUCUCGGAAAUGGCAGCGACGGUUCUUUAUCCUUUACGAGCACGGCCUCUUGCGUUAUGCCCUGGAUGAGAUGCCCACCACCCUUCCACAGGGCACCAUCAACAUGAACCAGUGCACAGACGUGGUGGAUGGGGAGGGCCGCACCGGGCAGAAAUUCUCCCUCUGUAUUCUGACGCCUGAGAAGGAGCAUUUCAUCAGGGCAGAGACCAAGGAGAUCAUCAGCGGGUGGCUAGAGAUGCUUAUGGUCUAUCCCAGGACCAAUAAGCAGAACCAAAAGAAGAAACGGAAAGUGGAGCCACCCACCCCACAGGAGCCCGGGCCUGCCAAGGUGACUGUUACAAGCAGUAGCAGCAGCAGCAUCCCCAGUGCAGAGAAAGUCCCCACCACCAAGUCCACACUCUGGCAGGAAGAAAUGAGGGCCAAGGACCAACCUGAUGGGAGCAGCAUGAGUCCUGCUCAGAGCCCCAACCAGAGUCAGCCUCCUGCUGCUACCUCCCUGCGGGAACCAGGGUUAGAGAGCAAAGAAGAGGACAGCACCAUGAGUGGUGACCGUCUGGACUGCAGCCGCAAGGUGCGGGUAGAGAGCGGUUACUUCUCCCUGGAGAAGGCCAAGCAGGACCUGAAAGUGGAGGAGCAGCUGCCUCUGCCGCUCUCCCCGCCCAGCCCCAGCACCCCUAACAGCAGGAGGUCACAGGUAAUUGAGAAAUUCGAGGCCUUGGACAUUGAGAAAGCAGAGCACAUGGAGACCAACACAUCGGCCAUGCCUUCCCCAUCAAGCGAUACUCGCCAGGGCCGCAGUGAGAAGAGGGCCUUCCCUAGGAAGCGGGACUUCACCAGCGAAGCCCCCACAGUUGCUCUCUCAGAUGCCUCGGCCUCCCCCCUGUCUCCACACCGAAGAGCCAAGUCACUGGACAGGAGGUCCACGGAGUCCUCCAUGACGCCUGACCUGCUGAAUUUCAAGAAAGGCUGGCUGACCAAGCAGUAUGAGGAUGGCCAGUGGAAGAAGCAUUGGUUUGUUCUGGCUGAUCAGAGCCUAAGAUACUACAGGGACUCUGUGGCUGAGGAGGCAGCUGACUUAGAUGGGGAAAUUGACUUGUCCACAUGUUACGACGUCACAGAAUAUCCAGUCCAGAGAAACUAUGGCUUCCAGAUACAUACAAAGGAAGGUGAGUUCACCCUGUCAGCCAUGACGUCUGGAAUCCGUCGGAACUGGAUUCAGACCAUCAUGAAGCAUGUGCACCCAACAACUGCCCCGGAUGUGACCAGCUCAUUGCCUGAGGAAAAGAACAAGAGCAGCUCAUCUUUUGAGACAUGCUCAAGGCCACAUGAGAAGCAAGAAGCAGAUCCUGUAGAGCCAGAUCCUGAACAGAAGAGAAGCCGUGCUAGGGAGCGGAGGCGGGAGGGCCGCUCCAAGACAUUUGACUGGGCUGAGUUCCGCCCCAUCCAGCAGGCCUUGGCUCAGGAGAGGGCCAGUGCCAUGGGCCCCGCUGACACACGUGACUCUGGGCAUCUUGAAGUGGAGCCAGGUGAGCUGGAGCGGGAACGGGCUCGGCGGCGGGAAGAGCGCCGCAAGCGCUUUGGGAUGCUGGACACCAUGGAUGGAUCCAGCACUGAGGAUGCAGCCCUACGCAUGGAGGUUGACCGGAGCCCGGGGCUGCUAGGGACCACUGACCUCAAGACACAGAAUGUCCAUGUGGAAAUCGAGCAGCGGUGGCAUCAAGUGGAGACCACCCCUCUCCGGGAGGAAAAACAGGUGCCCAUCACCCCUCUGCACCUAUCCUCUGAGGAUGGAAGUGACCAGCUGUCUGCACAUGAGCUGACCUCUCUGCUGGAGAAGGAGCUGGAGCAGAGCCAGAAAGAGGCCUCGGACCUCCUGGAGCAGAACCGGCUCUUGCAGGACCAGCUGAGGGUGGCCCUGGGCCGAGAACAGAGUGCCCGAGAGGGCUACGUGCUACAGACUGAAGUGGCCACUUCCCCGUCGGGUGCCUGGCAGAGGCUCCAUAGAGUCAACCAAGACCUCCAAAAUGAGCUGGAAGCCCAGUGCCAGCGACAGGAGCUGAUCACACAGCAGAUUCAGACCCUGAAACGUAGCUAUGGGGAGGCCAAGGAUGCGAUCCGGCACCACGAGGCCGAGAUCCGGAGCCUGCAGGCAAGGCUCAGCAAUGCCGCUGCCGAGCUGGCCAUCAAAGAGCAGGCACUGGCCAAGCUCAAGGGCGAGCUGAAGCUGGAGCAGGGCAGGGUCCGUGAGCAGCUGGAGGAGCGGCAGCACAGUGAGGCUGCACUAAGUGGUCAGCUGAGGGCCAGUGAGCAGAAGCUGAAGAGCGCCGAGGCCCUGCUGCUAGAGAAGACACAGGAGUUGCGGGACCUAGAGAUGCAGCAGGCACUACAGCGUGACCGGCAGAAGGAGGUGCAGAGGCUGCAGGACCGCAUUGCUGACCUCAGCCAACAGCUGGGUGCCAGUGAGCAGGCCCAGCGGCUGAUGGAGGAGAAGUUGCAGAGGAACUAUGCUCUGCUGCUGGAGAGUUGUGAAGAGGAGAAGCAGGCACUACUGCAAAACCUGAAGGAGGUAGAAGACAAGGCCAUUGCCUAUGAGGACCAGUUGCAGGGCCAUGCACAGCAGGUAGAGGCCCUCCAGAAAGAGAAGCUGAGUGCCACAUGUGAGGGCAGUGAGCAAGUGCACCAGCUAGAGGAGCAGCUGGAAGCCCGGGAGGCCAGCAUCCGUCAGCUAGCUCAGCAUGUGCAGGGACUCCGUGAUGAGCGGGAUCUCAUCAGGCAGCGGUUCCAGGACCUGAUGGAGCGUGUGGCUACUUCUGACGGGGAUGUGGCUGAGCUCCAGGAGAAGCUGAGGGGAAGAGAGGCCGACUAUCAGAGCCUGGAGCACUCACACCGCAAGGUCUCUGGCCAGCUGCAGAGCAUGCAUACUCUGCUGAGAGAGAAGGAAGAAGAGCUAAAGCACAUCAAGGAAGUUCAUGAGAGAGUUCUAGAAAAGAAAGAUCAGGACCUCAAUGAGGCUUUGGUUAAAAUGGUUGCCCUAGGGAGCAGCUUAGAAGAGACAGAAAUUAAACUGCAGGCAAAGGAAGAGAUUCUAAGGAAAUUUACAAAUGAGUCUCCAAAGGAGGUAGAAAAGCCACGGAGCACUCCAGAGGAACCAGAGGAGGAUGGUGUUUUGCUCUUGGGCCAGCAGCCCCCAGCUGCCGAGGCACCACCAGUCUUUCCCCAUACACAAGUGGAGGACGAGGAUGCAGGUGCUGGCUUACGGGAGGAGUGUGCCAGUGGAAGCCCUGGCAGAGAAGAGCGUGCUGUGCCUCCAAAGUCCGUGGAAGUGCCUGACAGGGAGGGUCAUCUGCAGAGCACAACCAAGCCUGACCAGGGAACCCCUGGUGUUAAAAGGCAAAGAAUCCGGUUCUCCACAAUCCAGUGCCAAAGAUACAUCCACUCUGAGGGGUCUGAGAAGACCUGGACCAGCAGCACAUCAUCAGAUACCAGUCAGGACCAGUCUCCUUCAGAGGAGAGCAUAUCCUCAGAGGCAGCCCCCAUCACACUGCCAGCAGCAGGAGACUCUGAGACAUACCUCUCCAUAAUCCACUCCUUAGAGACCAAGCUCUACAUCACAGAGGAGAAGCUCAAGGACGUGACUGUGAGGCUGGAGAGCCAACAGGGCCAGAGCCGAGAGGCACUGCUUGCACUGCACCACCAGUGGGCCGGCGCUGAGGCACAGCUCCGUGAGCAGCUCCGCACUACCUUGCUGCAGGUGGGUGCGCUGGCUUCCCAGCUGGAGCAGGAAAGGCAGGAGAGGGCCACAAGCAUCGAAAACCAUGUGGGGGAGCUCGGAGACUUCCAGGCAAAAAACAGCCAGGCUCUGACAUGCUUAGAAAACUGCCGGGAGCAGCUAAGGUCUCUGCCGAGGACUGGCCAAGAGGACGAACAGGAUGCAUGUGCAGUGUCCCUGGCCAGUGUAGAGACUGUGCUCAUGAGUGCCAUCAAGGCUCUGCGGCCCUGGGCAACCCCUGCAGAGAGUGGGGCCCAGGCUCGCGGUGAGGAGAGGGAGAUGGCUACCUCUGUACAGCAGCCCCACCAGCCUGUGCUGAGCCAGCAGGAGCACAUGAAGCUGCUCUCUGAUCAGCUAACUCUGGAAGCCUCGCUCAUCAACCAAAUAGCAGACUCCUUAAAGAAUACAACCUCAGAUGUGUCUCAUGUUCUCCACGAACUUGCUCAAUCAGAAGAGUGGCUGCUGGAGGGAGAAGGUGUCACCAUCUCUUCUGGGGCUGCAGCAGAGGCCUGGGCCAAAAAGGUGCUGGUGGAUGGUGAGUUCUGGAGCCAGGUGGAAUCCCUGAGUCAGCGCCUAGGGACACUGGGAGAAGAGACAGCUGGCACAUCAGAAACUGGGCAACAACAUGUCCCCCAAGACCUGGCUGACACCACAUGGGUCCGGGCAGAGCUCAGCUUUGCCACACAAUUGGUGAGGGAGUCUUUCUACCGUAGGCUGCAGAGCGUCCAGGAGACCCUGCAGGGGACCCAGACAGCCCUACAACGGCACAAGUGUGUACUGGGGGAAAUCCUGGGAGCCUAUCAAACUCCAGACUUUGAGAGAGUGAUGCAGCAGGUUUUAGAAGCCCUUGGGAAUCCAGUGAGCAGUGAGGACAGUGUACAGACAUCCUGGGACCUGAGCCCAUUGGAAGUACUGAGACCAGGCCCAGAGGGCUCCCCAGAGUCCUUACACAUGCUCCGCCAGAGCCCUGGGACCCUUGUUGCGAUUCAGGAAGAGCUCGCUCAGCAGCUGAGGGAGAAGGCCAGUGUCCUUGAGGAGAUCGCUGCUGCCUUGCCAGCUCUGCCUCCCGCAGAGUCGCUCAGGGGUUGUCGGAGGCUUCUGCAGAUUUCCCAGAAUCUCUCAUAUGAUGCUUGUCUGGCAGGCCUUGGUCAGUAUUCUUCAUUACUGGUUCAAGAUGCAAUUAUUCAGGCUCAGGUGUGCUAUGCAGCCUGCAGAAUCCGGUUAGAGUAUGAAAAGGAGUUGCGGUUCUACAAGGAGUCCUGGCAGGCCAAGGGGGCCUCCUCCUGCCAGGAGCAGGCACAAGUGGUUGGGGCCCUGCGGGAAGAAUAUGAGGAACUCCUCCGCAAGCAGAAGAGCGAGUACCUGGAGGUGAUCACUCUCAUCGAAAGGGAGAAUGCUGAGCUCAAAGUCAAGGUGAGCCAGCUGGACCAUCAGCAGAGGUGUCUGGAAGAAGCAGAAAGCAAGCACAGUGAGAGCCUGUUUGCUCUGCAGGGCAGGUAUGAGGAGGAAAUCAGGUGUGUGGUGGAGCAGCUGAACCACACUGAGAACACGUUGCAGGCAGAACGCAGCCGUGUCCUGAGCCAGCUGGAUGCCUCAGUCAGAGACAAGCAGGACAUGGAGCGCCAGCAUGUGCAGCAGAUGCAGACACUGGAGGACAGGUUCCAGCUGAAGAUCAAGGAGCUCCAGGCCAUCCACGAGGAGGAGUUGAGGGCCCUGCAGGAACACUAUGCACAGAGCCUUCAGGAGACCCUCAGUCUCUGCCAGCGGCGGCACCCUGAAGCCCUGCCAGCCACCCCCCACUGCUGGCGACCUGAGCCCAGUGCUGCACAGCCACCUGAAGGGGAACCCGACUCCAUGAUGGGGCUGCGGGAGCGCAUCCAGGAGCUGGAGGCCCAGAUGGAUGUCAUGAGGGAAGAGCUGGGCCACAAGGAGCUGGAGGGUGAUGCAGCCACGUUGCGGGAGAAGUACCAGCGAGACUUUGAGAACCUCAAGGCUACAUGUGAGCGAGGCUUUGCCGCCAUGGAGGAGACACACCAGAAGAAGAUUGAAGACCUGCAGAGGCAGCACCAGAGGGAGCUAGAGAAGCUGAGGGAGGAGAAGGACCGCCUCCUGGCUGAGGAGACAGCAGCCACCAUCUCAGCCAUCGAAGCCAUGAAGAAUGCGCACCGGGAGGAAAUGGAGCGAGAGUUGGAGAAGAGCCAGCGCUCCCAAAUCAGCAGCAUUAACUCGGACAUUGAAGCCCUAAGACGGCAGUACCUGGAAGAGCUGCAGUCGGUACAGCGGGAGCUCGAGGUCCUCUCGGAGCAGUACUCACAGAAGUGCCUGGAGAACGCACACCUGGCCCAGGCACUGGAGGCCGAGCGGCAGGCCCUGAGGCAGUGCCAGCGUGAGAAUCAGGAGCUCAAUGCCCAUAACCAGGAGCUGAAUAACCGCUUGGCUGCCGAGAUCACACGGUUGCGAACAUUGCUGACCGGGGACGGUGGUGGGGAGGCCGCUGGGUCACCCCUCACCCAGGGCAAGGACGCCUAUGAGUUAGAGGUUUUGUUGCGGGUCAAAGAAUCAGAAAUACAGUAUCUGAAGCAGGAGAUCAGCUCUCUCAAGGAUGAGCUCCAAACAGCACUUCGGGACAAGAAGUACGCAAGUGACAAGUACAAAGACAUCUACACGGAGCUUAGCAUCGCAAAGGCCAAGGCAGACUGUGAUAUCAGCAGGUUGAAAGAGCAGCUAAAAGCAGCCACAGAAGCACUGGGUGAGAAAUCCCCCGAGAGCACCACUGUGUCAGGAUAUGACAUAAUGAAAUCUAAAAGCAACCCUGAUUUCCUGAAGAAAGACAGAUCCUGUGUCACCCGGCAACUCAGAAACAUCAGGUCCAAGUCCGUAAUUGAGCAGGUCUCAUGGGAUAACUGACUCGCGCCCGCUUCCAGGUCCCCUGUCGUGUAGAGUCUAAAGGAAGGCCUGACAGUGCAGGAGCGCUUGAAGCUCUUUGAAUCCAGGGACUUGAAGAAAGACUAGCUGCGUCCCCGGUCUACUCGACAUGCACCCUUCCUGGCUGGCAGCGGCACAACCCAAGCGUGGCUUCUUUGUCUGCACCUUUUGUUUUUUUGUUGUUAUUGUCAUCAUUUAACUGGGUAUUGGAUGCAUGAGAGACUGGUAUAUGGGUUGCCGCACCAUUCCCUGCUGUGUUGAUUUUGACUUCCUGUUGUUUUUAUCACAGCUUUUUUUCCAUGAUAUUCUUAAAUUAGUCAAGCUCAAGCAGUGGGGUAGGGAGGACUGCCCUGUCCAGCGCUGAGCAAACCCCUCCCACUGUCCCACGGCACUCACUGUCAGUAUUAAGGCGCAGCAGCCUGUUAAUAAGCUAGCCCUGCCUCGGAACGCAGGUGUGGGAACCUGCCUGCAGCUCUGCUCUUCUGCACAUGGCCAAUGUGAUCAGAUGGAUGCAGUCCCUGUCUGUCAGAGCAGAGCUGAGCCACCCUGCCAUUCUGGUCUGGUGUGGACCACAGCAGGAACUUACCUGCCUGGUUGCUAGAGGAGGAGGUGGCCUGGGGCAAGGGGAACAGCCUGCAUGCACUGCCUUUUUGGCCUGUGAGGAAGACAGCAUUUUGUAUUUGUUCCACUAAUGCAGCUUAGAGCCACGCCCCAGAUAAUCCUGGCAAACCUUUCACAACCUGGAAAAUGUUGAAAGCAACCAUUCGUAUUUUUGUUUGUUUUUUUAUUAAAUCUUGCACAAAACCCCCGGCCCCUCUCAUUCCUUCCUCCGCCUGUGCCUCCCCUGCUCUGCAGUAACUCCAGUCUUCCUACUGCUGGGAUUGGUGGCCUGCAGCCUGGGGCUUUAGACUCGGUUUUGCCAGAAGUGAGGGGUUCCCUCUGGGAGUCAUCCAAAGGGGGAAAGGUUACUGGGUUUUUGGUUUGUUUUUUUAAUUUAUUUAUUUUUCUGAAACUGUCAUGUUGUUUUUGAAAAGACUAAGGAGACACCAUGCAAAGCAGGAUGCAAUGAGACCGGCCAGCAGGCCAUGCUCAGGACUCUGAUUGAUCAGAGUUCUGAAAGUUCCCUUAUAGUGUUUGCCUCUGGUAGAGCCUGGUUAAAAUGAACCUGUGCUAACAAGUUUGCCUUCCUAACUGUCUGACCAGGGCCACAACCUCUGCACACUUCCUGAAACUCUGUUACUUUGAGGUUUCUGUUCUGGUCCAGUUCAGACCAUAAGAUGUGCAUAUUGAGGAGCCCCAGUUCCCAGGUUCAUUGGCUCCAUGGCCAGGAGGUCUGCUUUGUGCUGAGGCUUGAGUUGGCCAGAUUGUCUCUGGGCACACUCAUGCUUUAGGGGGUAAAAACUUAGAAAUUCCUUGUCAGCCUCUAGAUUAGUUGAUGCUCAAGGUCAUCCAGGCUUCUGAUUGGCCCCAGUGGGUAGACAGGCAGGACAAAGGCCCUGAGAUGGGAUGGCUUAUGACACACCAGUUGCCGUCCUCACUGGGAUGCACAAGCUUUGAACCGUUCUCAUAUCUGUUGGAAGAGAAAAUUUGGUCUGUGUAAAAAUUUACAUAUCACACCAACAGCGCUUUGAGAAAUGACAGCACAGGAAUAUGCAGGAGACUGGACAACUGUCCCCCAGAUACCAGUAGGGCAUGCUGUGCCUGGUCUCCAGUUCUGUGAUUUCACGUUCUUAAACACUACUGCCCUCCCCGCUUGAACAUGGUUUAUGGUUCCUUUGUGACUGUCUUUCUGCCCCUGGGACCCUCUGGCCAAGCUGUAGGCAGCUCCCUACCCUCUGCCCUCUUCCCUGGUGCUGCUGGGAGACAGGCUUCUCUUGUCUUCAGGCCAGCAGUGCUUUGAAUAAAAGCAGGUUUACCCACAGGUCAAAAGCAUCUUAUCUGUUCUUCAUCACUUCUCUAUCCUUUGAGGCUGAACCUGGCAACCCUAUAAAAUGAACUUGCUGAGUAUGUGGGGGUGGGAGGUGUUCAGAUGAGUUGGGCACUGCUCAUCCUCCUGGCAAGGGUCCCAUAUUUGUCACAGGACAACAAACUCACUGCCCCAGGGCUGGUUUGGUGUAUGAGUAUUAGCAGAAAAUAACCUGGAUGCUGAGCAGAGAGAGGGUAAGGAAGUCCCCCUGCAGCCUCCCCACCACAGCCUGCACCUGCCCAGGCAUUUCUGAGCAUGGACACCUAGGGACAGAUCCUGCCUAGUCUUCAGUUUCCUGCUUGUGGGUUCUGUCCUUUGGGCAGAGUGAACCAGGCAAGAAAGAGAAAGAUGAUGUUCUUGUUCCCCCAGUAUGCCCCAAGAUGCUUGGCAGUGUCCUCCCUGCAGGUAUUCAUUCCAUCGCCUGGCAAGGAAAUGAGGCAGGUGUGUUCCAGAGGGAGGAGGAAUGAGAUGGGCAUGUGAAGGUGGUGUGUGGUGGCAGGGCUGCUCAGGCAGCAGAGGCUAUGGACAGGGUGAUGUAGGUGUCUGGGAGCCUCAGGCUGCUUCCAGCACAAACAGUGGCAAGUUUCCCUGCUGCACAGUGAGGAAAAUGUUGAAAUGGGUGGGUUUAAGUUCUGAUCAUUUUCCUAUUAAUGCUCAUUUGUAAUCUGCCAGCACCUGCAAGCCAUGCCAGGCAUGGGAAAACCACUUCCCAUAUAGAUGUCACAGCUGUUAUGACAUCUAUAUGCUACAUCAUGUGCCUAUGUCAACACCCAUGAAUGCACACACACAUAAGAAUCAUCUUAUGUUAGUUAAGUUACCACUGUGAUGGACAGCACCCAGCAGGAGAGAGGUGCUGGCUGCAGCCUCCUUGAUGCAUUAUGCUGACUGGGGCCCAAAUAGGAAGCUGCAGGAAACCCAAAGGAAGCCUGGGUCCAGGUGAAGCAAGGAAUGUCCUAGAUAGGUGAGGGAAGUGGCUUGGGAACAUGUGGGUUCAUUAAGCAAGAGCUGAAAUGAAGUCAGCUGAACCUCUACCAGAUCCAGCAGUAUAAGGGAGAAGAGCACACAGAAACAGGUACACACUGUGGGACUGUUGACCCACAGACUCAGAAAGACUAGGGAGGAAAUUGCAGUUUUUUAAGAAUAAUGAACUGGGCAGGGGUGGACAUGCCUGUGAUCCUAGCUACUUGGGGGCCUGAGACAGGAAGAUUAUGGAUUUGAGGCCAGCAUGGACCCUGUCUCUAAAUAAAAAUGGGUUGGGGUAUGACUCAGUGGUAGAGAAGCUACCUAGCAUGUGUGAGGCCCAGGGUUUAAUACCCAGCCCCUCAAAAAAAGAAUACAGUUAUGAAACUCAAGAGUUCUGAGAAGGAACAGGAAGGAAUCCAGACAGAUCCAGCCAGGAGACAAAACUGAUGGCAGACAUUUGGUGGAAAGUACGUGCUGUCAUUCAUUUCCUUUCCCACAGAGGGGGACUGCACACUGGCUUUUACCCACAUGGGAAUGUGCUGAGAAUUGAGCACAUUCCUGUUCACCACCAAUGCCUAGCUGUCUCCAAGGGAGGUGGCUGGGCACUUGAUGGAUAUUGGCUUGCACAUCUGCAGUGCCGUGGACCAGGAUUCUCCUGCCCAGGUUGGGUGUGUGGGCACAUCCCCCACACCAACAAGCAGCCUUCCUCUUCUGGCUUCCAACCAUCCCCUGGUUCCCAAGACCAGGGCUGGAUGAGCACCCCAGGACCCCAUGGAGCGUGAUGUCAGAAUGUGCCUUCAUGUGCACAUCCGAUACAAGCCACAUGGUGGUGAUCCCACUCCACUCCUUGCCUGGAACUUGCAACAAGGUGUGCUUCCCUGCAGCCAGGAGGCACAGCUAACACCUCUGGGCCUAGGCACACCUGCUGGAAGAGGGGACAUAGGCCAAUAUGUAUUUGCCUGCCAUGCUGAAGACAUUGCCCACCACUCUGCAAACAAGUGUCUCAGGCGUCCUAGCUUCUCUAUGAACAGGGCGUCCUUCUCAACUCCUACUGGACUGACUGGAGCAGGGAAGUCAGUAGCUCAAAACCACAGCACAUGGAGAUAGGGACAAGGGUGAAGGUCACAGGAGCUUGGUGCAGUGAGGACUGCACGGAAGUUGCUGCAUUGUAUGCUGUGUGGCUCGCUGCCACUUGGGCUCAUUUUUCUCAGACUACAGGGCAAGCAAUGUAAAAUUGCUGAGAAACGACUGCAGGAAUUUUUGUGAAAAGUUUGGAUUUUUAAACAACUUGUCUGGACGCCUCUUUUUUUUAAGAUGGGAAGGACAGUGUUGGGGGCUGUGUUGAGCCACACCCAGUCCUGGAAGAACAUGAUUUGAUGACUCAUACCUGCAUAAAAGCCUUGGUCAUUUAACAAAAGUUUUAAGAACUGUGUAUAGUAGCUAAAGUAACCCCUUGUCACACCAUACCUUGUUUUUCAUUGGAAGCAUUCUGUAAUAACCUGCUCUUAUAGAGCCACUCAGACACCUCAAGUAAAAGUAGGAAAAUGAGGGAAAAAGAGUUGUCUUGACCAGGCCGUCUUUCAUACAGACUUUAGACUUCUCAUUGGAGGAACCGUGGCUGAAGGCACACGGCUACUGGGAGUCUUGGGGCCUGGUUUCUGACAGCUUUCAGGACUGUUCAUGGGAAGGACUCUGUGCAUAGCACCUGAGACACCUGGAUCCCCAACUACCUAGCUGUAGUGUGUAUCACUGUGGCAGUCACAAAGCCUCCAGUGUGUAUUUCUGUGACUUUGGUAAGGAGAUACUUGGUCAAGGGAGAGUCAAAAAUUGUACGGUCCAGUACUCUAGAACCUAGAAGACACUGCAGUGUCCUGUGGUUCACCAGUGAGCUUAGGUCUAGGCUUCCAUGGUGGGCAGGGGCCUUCCCAAAUUCACCAUAAAGAAUUUUUGGGAAAUAGUUGUCAUUGGAUCCAGCCUACUGUAGUCAACAUGCCCGCAAUUCUCUUCCCUUUAGAAGAUAGUCAUAUCACCUAUCUAGUUUUAUUUUAGCUAGAAUUAAAUUGUAAAGAACACUAAAUUCACUAUUGUGUUAUGUUUCUAUCACAAAACCUUAAUUAAAAGGAUUUUGGGAUUUUCCUUUGGUAUUAAUAACUUAUCUACACAGCCUUAAUGCUAGGACUCAAAACCAGUUCCAUGACAAUAGUGCUUUUCCUGAGGUGAUACUUAUUGUAUGUAAAGUAUCCCAGUGGCUCCUCACAGAACUCUCAGUGACCUUCUCACACUACCCCUCUAUCAGCUCAGCUGUCAGACAAAACAGACUGCCCAGCUGUGGAGGUGGGGCUGGGCCAAGGACCAUUCCUGGCUGCUGCCAACCGUCUGGUGACAACCCACAGAACCACUUCUGCUACUUAUUCAGUAGUGAAGAUAAAUAGCUCAUACCGUCUUAGCUCGUGUUUGUGUUCUGGCACAAAAUUAUUUUGGUUGCCAGACUAGAAGUUAUGUGCAAAAGAAAAAGUCUGAUGAGCCAGAGAGGUACUUGAGCAACAGCUUCCUCAGCUAGGUUAGGUCUCAGGCCUGAGAAGUCCCUGGAACCGAGUGCCCAGGGUGGUAGCUUUCCACUAUACACAACCACCUGAGCAGGGCUCCUGCCCCUACUCACACUCCAGUUCUGGGCUUCCCCGCCCCCCGCAGUACUGGGGUUUGAACUUGAGCCACUCCA